ACCGCGUCAGACUCCUGAUGGUCACGUGCACUGAGUCCCAUGUCUCUUCUGCCGCCCCAGCCUCUGGCCGACGGCUCCUCCAACCCGUCUCUGCACGAAAACUUAAAGCAGGUGGUUCUGCCCAACCAGCCGGUGGAGGCGUCGCCUUGCAGCAGCCUGGGCAGCCUGAGCCAGGCUGAGAAGGACGAGUGCAGCUCCUCGUCCAGCAUCCACUCGGCCGCCAGCGACGACAGGUUCCUCCGCCGCACCUUCCUCCGCGUCCACAGCUUCCCCGAGGCCCUGACCUGCGAGAGCGCCGACCUUGACCUUUGCAUCUAUCACCUCCACUUAAAGGAUCUGCUCCAGCUGGACGUAGCACUGAGGCAGGACAAGCACUUGAUGUUUAUUCAGAUUUUUAAAAUGUGCCUCCUUGACCUCCUUCCGAGAAAGAAGCCUGAUGACGAAUUCUACCAGAAGAUUCUUUCAAAACAGGAAAAUGAUUUGGAGGAAUUAGAAAAGGGACUUCGGGUCAGACUAUCAGACACGGAGACGCUGGGCGCCAGCGACUCCCAGUACAUCACGCUGGCGGACGUGGAGAAGAAGGAGAGGGAGUACUCCGAGCAGCUGAUCGAUAACAUGGACGCCUUCUGGAGGCAGAUGGAGAGCAUCCCGCACUGCCUGGUGGACCAGUUCAAGUGUCCCAGCGCCAGAGCGCGCCAGCUCGGGGCGGCCCUGACGGCCAGAAUGAUCGCCGCGGAGGGGCUGCUGCGGGACUCCCAGGACCUGCAGGCGCUGGACCUCCUGGAGAGAACGAUGGGCCGCGUGCACAUGGCGAAGACGAUCGAGUUCCUGAGGCUGCAGAUCCAGGAGGAGACCAGGUGCCGGCUGGCCGCCAUCUCCCGCAGCCUGGACCUGCUGGCCGCCCAGGGCCGGCUGUCCGGGCGGCAGAAGGAGGAGCUGCUGACCCAGCAGCACAAGGCCUUCUGGGAGGAGGCCGAGCGCUUCAGCAGGGAGUUUGUGCAGCGAGGCCAAGAGCUGGUCCAGGCGUCGCGGGCUCGCCAGGCGGAGGGCACGGCACAGCUCACCCAGGCCCAGGAGGACUCCUGCAUUUACUCUCAGGCUUUUCACGGGGUCCUGGAGCGGCAGAGGGUGACGCGCAGUGACCUGGAGGAAGAGGAGAACUUCAGGGCCACCGAGGCCGCGGCGGCGCUCUGCCAGGAGCUGUACCGCAGCACCAUGGGAACGUUCCAGACGCUUGUGGACGUCCUGUUCCUGCAGACGCUCCCCGACGUGACGGGCCUCUCGCGGGCUGAGUGCGACUCUGUGAGGCGGGAGGCCCAGGAGGACGCCGCCCUGCAGCUGGGGAACGCGGAUCGCUUCCGCCGACAGCAGUGGAGGCUGUCCCAGGACCUCCUGGAGCACGAGCAGCAGGUGUGGAUGGAGGAGCACGCCUUGUCCACUGUGCUGCAGACACGCCUGUGGGACGACCACGAGAGCACCAUCCACUGCGUGCUGGGCCGGCUCGGGGGCCUCAGUGAGGAGUCUGCACGGUGCCUCCUGCAGGGGCACGAGCUGCUCCUGCGCUCCGCCCUCCGGAGGCUGGCUCUCCGUGGCCACGCCAUCGCCGUGCUGGCGCAGAUGCGGCUGUCGGGGAAGAAGCGCCUGCUGCAGGAGCUGCGUGAGCAGCACGCCCUGGAGCAGGGCUCCUCCCAGUGCCUGGACGAGCAUCAGUGGCAGCUGCUCGGAGCCCUGGAGGCCCGCGUGCUUGAGGAGACCUGCCGGCUGGAGGAGGAGGCGCAGCUCACGCGGCUGCAGCUGCAGCAGCAGCUCCUGGCGGAGGUGCAGGAGGUGGGCCGCCGCACCAGGAGCCGGACCAAGGACCGGGAGGACUUCAAGAGGACGCUGCUGGAGGCGGCCGUGGAGAGCGUGUACGUGACCAGCGCGGGCGUCGGCCGGCUGGUGCAGGCGUACGACCAGCAGGUUGGGAGGGCCAUGCGGGACCACGCGGAGCGCAGGCUGGAGCACCUGGAGAGCCUGCAGGGUGAGAGAAGGGACAGUUACAAGCUGCGGAAAAAGCAGGAACUUGGCAACCCUCCGUCGGAGGGCAAGGAGGCGGGUGGAACUCAUGAAGCGCCCCAAGGCGUCCACCAGAGGAUGCGGGCACAGCAGAAACGGUUCCUGGCCCAGUUCACGGCCCACCAGCGCACCCGCCUGGACUCGUGGCAGCAGAGGGCGCGGGGCCUGGACCUCCUGGAAGCCCAGCUGGAGACGCAGCUGCAGGAAGCCGAGCAGAGCUUCAUCGCCGAGCUGGCGGCCUUGGCCCGGGUGCCCCUUGCCGAAAGCAAACCGUCUCCGAGUAAGCGGGGCCUGCCAGAGAAGCCCCUAAGGACCAAACGGAAGAAGCCGGCGCUCCGGGACCGAGGGGACCUGGGGGGGCCCAGCAACGACGAGCCUGCCUCCGGGGAGCACCCCUCAGGAUCGCUCAGCCCAAGGCCCAGCCAGCAGGAGGGCGACGCUGGUGCCGGGGAGGACCCCAGGAAGCUGCUGAAGAGAAGGAGCAACUUGUAGUCCAAGGCCUGUCCCUGGGGCAGAACCUGAGGUCUGAGUGCCUGCCCUGCCCCCCGCCUUGUGAGACUGAGGAGGGACCGCCCGCCUGGGGGCUCCUCGUGCUCACAGGCCUGGUGUGGGGGGUGGAGAUGGAUGCUCAUGUGCCUGACACAGUGCGUGUUUCAGACCCUGUUGCUCGGACAAUGAGACGCCCGGGGCUGGACGCUGCC
Myotis brandtii (Brandt's bat) is the source of this 2756-nucleotide messenger RNA. RefSeq names its product Ellis van Creveld protein (gene EVC). The record is from RefSeq and is a predicted model, not a curated record. Lineage: Eukaryota; Metazoa; Chordata; Mammalia; Chiroptera; Vespertilionidae. Gene Ontology annotation, biological process: smoothened signaling pathway.